This is a messenger RNA of Vigna radiata var. radiata (mung bean), 1011 nucleotides long. Its product is annotated as probable serine/threonine-protein kinase PIX13. The transcript is spliced from 5 exons. Gene Ontology annotation, biological process: protein phosphorylation. The record is from RefSeq and is a predicted model, not a curated record. Gene Ontology annotation, molecular function: ATP binding; protein kinase activity. Bases 1 to 1011 code for a protein of 336 amino acids. Lineage: Eukaryota; Viridiplantae; Streptophyta; Magnoliopsida; Fabales; Fabaceae.
AUGGGUCUUUGCUUCUCCAGUGCUCCAACACUUCGUUACUCUUCACUCAACAACCCUCACUAUCCUUUUCCCGGUGGCCAAAUUCUGAAAUGGCCUGAGUUAAAGGUGUUCAGUUUUAAGGAGCUAAAAUCUGCCACAAGGAAUUUUAAAUCCAACAGAUCGGUCGGUAAGGGUAGGUUUGGCUUAGUUUACAAAGGAUGGUUGGAUGAGAAGACCCUCACCCCCGUCAAACCAGGAUCUGGAGUUGGAGUUGCCAUCAAAAUGUUCAAGACGAAAGAAACUCGAGGGUUUUUACUGUGGCAGUUUGAGAUAAACGUUUUAGGAAGGCUUUCUCACCCCAACGUGGUCAGGCUAUUGGGGUACUGUCGGAACGAGAAUGAGUUUCUUCUUGUGCAUGAGUUCAUGCCGAAGGGAAGCCUCAAGUGUCAUCUCUUCGAAAAAAAUCAUGACAUGGAACCACUUUCGUGGAACACCCGGCUUAAAAUAGUUAUCGGUGCAGCUCGGGGAUUAGCUUUCUUGCAUGCCAACGAAAAUAAGGUCAUGUUCAGAGAUUUCAGCACCUCAAAUAUACUGUUGGACGGGAAUUACAAUGCAAAAAUAGCAUACUUUUGGUUGGGUGAAGGGCGUCCUGCGGAAGAACAAUCACAUGCAACUAGAAGUUUCACGGAUGGUUAUUAUGCACCAGAAUAUAACACAACAGGGCAGUUGUACGUGGAGAGUCAUGUGCAUGGAUUUGGUGCGGUGUUUCUUGAAAUACUUACAGGCAUGAGGACACUUGACAUAAGAAGGGCACCAAGACAGCGGAACCUGGUUGAUUGGACAAAAACUUGUCUCUCGUCCAAAAAGAAGUGGAAAAACAUUAUUGAUGAUAGGAUAAAGGAUCAAAUUUCACCCAAGGCUGCGUUAGAAUCAGCACAACUUGCUCUAAAAUGCUUAGAGGAUAACCGUAAACAACGUCCUUCAAUGAAAGAAGUUCUUGAAGGAUUGGAAGCCAUUCAAGAUAUCCAUUAA